AUGGCGGACAAGAAGAGCGACGACUUCGUCGUCCGACUCCCCGACUCCGGUGUCAUGGACGAGUCCGAGAAGGGCCAUUUCAUCCCCAAGACUACCUCGCGGAGGUCAAGCAACAUGCCGGGCCAAUCCUUUCUCAAGUCCAUCGAGAGCAGCGGUGGCGUCUCCGUCCUCGCCUACUGCCUCUCCUCCAUCAGCAUGACCCUCGUCAACAAGUAUGUCGUCUCGGGCAACAAGUGGAACCUUCACUUGCUCUAUCUAGCCAUUCAACAUAUUGUCAGCACAACCGCUAUCCUUGCUGGGAAACAUAUGGGCCUGAUUAGAGACCUCGACGCCUUUGACUCUCAGAGGGCCAAGAAAUGGUUUCCCAUCGCCCUCCUCUUGGUCGGCAUGAUUUUUACUGGCAACAAGGCCCUCCAGUUCCUAUCUGUGCCCGUCUACACCAUCUUCAAAAACUUGACCAUCAUCGUCAUCGCCUACGGAGAGGUUCUCUGGUUUGGGGGCAGCGUUAGCGCCCUCAGUCUCGUUUCGUUUGCUCUCAUGGUCCUCAGCUCCGUUGUCGCCGCCUGGUCGGACUUUAGCAACGCCCAGGGCGUCAGCUCAAACGGUGCUACUGUCUCGACCCUGAACGCUGGUUACGCCUGGAUGCUGCUUAACGUAUUCUGCGCCGCCAUGUAUGUGCUGAGCAUGCGCAAGGCCAUCAAGGUCACCAACUUCAAGAACUGGGAUGUCAUGUUUUACAACAACGUCCUCACAAUUCCCGUCUUGCUGUGCGGGUCCUUCAUCAUCGAAGACUGGUCGUCGGCGAACUUGCUUCGGAACUUCCCCGUCGAGUCGCGGCAAAGCCUCAUGAUCGGAAUGAUCUACUCCGGCAUGGGCGCCAUCUUCAUCUCAUACUCCACCGCCUGGUGCAUCCGCGCCACCUCUUCCACCACCUACGCCAUGGCCGGAGCUCUGAACAAGCUCCCCAUGGCCAUUGCCGGCCUCGUCUUCUUCGCCGAUCCCGUCACUUUCGGCAGUGUCAGUGCCAUCUUCCUCGGCUUCAUCAGCGGCCUUCUUUACACCCUCGCCAAGAACAACAAGUCGAAGCAGUCUGGACCGACGCUGCCGACGACAAAUCAGCCGCCGAUGAGCGCCAGUGCCCGGAGCGAGAAGGACGCCUCAAAUUAG
Molecule: messenger RNA, 1167 nt
Organism: Drechmeria coniospora
Lineage: Eukaryota; Fungi; Ascomycota; Sordariomycetes; Hypocreales; Ophiocordycipitaceae
Product: UDP-galactose transporter
Exons: 4
Coding region: 1-1167 (388 amino acids)
Cellular component (GO): Golgi apparatus
Molecular function (GO): GDP-mannose transmembrane transporter activity; antiporter activity
Source: RefSeq, a predicted model, not a curated record